This is a messenger RNA of Brassica oleracea var. oleracea, 986 nucleotides long. RefSeq names its product vesicle transport v-SNARE 11. Gene Ontology annotation, cellular component: ER to Golgi transport vesicle membrane; SNARE complex; endoplasmic reticulum membrane. Bases 178 to 843 code for a protein of 221 amino acids. Gene Ontology annotation, molecular function: SNARE binding; SNAP receptor activity. Gene Ontology annotation, biological process: intracellular protein transport; vesicle-mediated transport; vesicle fusion. The transcript is spliced from 6 exons. The record is from RefSeq and is a predicted model, not a curated record. NCBI's taxonomy places the organism in Eukaryota, Viridiplantae, Streptophyta, Magnoliopsida, Brassicales, Brassicaceae.
AAAAAAAAGACUGAAAUUGUUCUCCUUUGUCAACGAGUGGGGGCACACCCAAAAAAAAAGACUAAAAUUAUUCAUCAUCAAUUCAUUCUCGCCUCAUCUAUUUUCCGAUUCCGACACCGUACUUCUUCUUCUUCCCCAUCCGUUUCUGAUCAGAUUGUAUCUAAUCUAUUUGGAAGAAUGAGUGAGGUGUUUAACGGAUACGAGCGCCAAUAUUGCGACCUCUCUGCCAAUCUUUCCAAGAAAUGUUCCUCUGCGCUUUCCCUUGACGGAGAACAAAAGAAGCAGAAGCUUUCCGAAAUCAAAUCUGGCCUUGAAAUUGCAGAGGCAUUGAUUAGGAAAAUGGAUCUCGAGGCGAGGAGCCUCCCACCCGGUGUUAAGUCCAGCCUCCUUGUCAAAUUAAGAGAGUUCAAGUCUGAUCUUAACAACUUCAAAACACAAGUGAAGAGAAUCACAUCUGCAAACUUGAACGCUGCUGCUCGGGACGAGUUGCUUGAAGCUGGCAUGGCUGACACAAAAACGGCUUCAGCUGAUCAAAGAGCAAGGCUGAUGAUGUCAACAGAACGUUUGGGUCGAACCACAGACAGGCUCAAGGACAGUCGUAGAACAAUGAUGGAGACUGAAGAGAUUGGCGUUUCAAUCCUCCAAGACUUGCACGGUCAGAGGCAAUCUCUCCUACGUGCUGGAGACACGCUUAGUGGAGUAGACGAGAAUGUUGGAAAGAGCAAGAAGAUCUUGACAGGCAUGACGAGGAGGAUGAACAGGAACAAAUGGACCAUUGGAGCCAUUAUCGCCGCUUUGGUCGUCGCCAUUAUCAUCAUCUUGUACUUCAAACUCACCAAGUAAGCCUCUGUAACUGAACCAAAACUCUUCGUUUGUGAAUCUUUGAUUUUUCCUUCUCUAUUUUUUGAUGUCUGUGUGAAAAGUUGUCUUUGCCACCUUUUGUAUUACUGCCUCGAGAAAAGUAAGGCCUCAGAUUGUUUGGUUGA